Messenger RNA from Ochotona curzoniae (black-lipped pika), 1279 nucleotides. RefSeq names its product TM2 domain containing 3 (gene TM2D3). The transcript has 6 exons. The record is from RefSeq and is a predicted model, not a curated record. Bases 13 to 756 code for a protein of 247 amino acids. NCBI's taxonomy places the organism in Eukaryota, Metazoa, Chordata, Mammalia, Lagomorpha, Ochotonidae.
CGCAGCGCCGGGAUGGCGGCCGCGGAGAGGCGGCUGCGGGGCCUCGGCCGUCUGUGCCGCCUGCUGCUGCUCCUCUCUCAGUUCUACAUUCAGUGUGGCGGUGAGCAUUCGCAGCCGCUGGCCCAGGCGGUGAAGGACGCAGUCCCCACGCGUGCAGCCACGACCGUCCCCGGGGCAGCAGAAAGCACCGAAAUCCCAUCAUACGUGAUGAAGUGUCCAAGCAACGGCUUGUGCAGCAGACUUCCUGCCGACUGCAUAGAUUGUGCGACCAACUUCUCCUGCGUCUAUGGCAAGCCCGUCACGUUUGACUGUACGGUGAAGCCUUCUGUGACGUGUGUCGAUCAGGACUCGCGGUCCCAGAAGAACUUCGUCAUCAACAUGACUUGCAGGUUUUGCUGGCAGCUGCCCGAGACAGACUAUGAAUGCUCCAAUUCCACCAGCUGCAUGGCGGUGUCCUGUCCGCGGCAGCGCUACACCGCCAACUGCACGGUGCGGGACCAUGUCCACUGCCUGGGGAACCGUACAUUUCCCAAAAUGCUGUACUGCAAUUGGACUGGAGGCUACAAGUGGUCCACGGCUCUGGCUCUGAGUAUCACCCUCGGCGGCUUUGGAGCAGAUCGCUUCUACCUGGGCCAGUGGCGGGAGGGCCUCGGCAAGCUCUUCAGCUUCGGGGGCCUGGGCAUAUGGACGCUCAUCGACGUGCUGCUGAUCGGAGUGGGCUACGUGGGCCCCGCCGACGGCUCGCUCUACAUCUAGCUGCAGUGUGUGCCGCGCCCAGGGCCGCGCUCUGGAGUCGGCGGGGCAGGAGGGGCGCGGGUCCGUUCUUAUGUACAGCAUCUGUACUUAGCUUGCCUUGAUGAAGGUAAAAUAAAGGUGAAAUGAAACGCCGACCCAUGCUAAUCUGGAAUUUGCUUUUAUCUGCCUGAAGUGCAUUUUUUUCUGUGAAAAAGUAUCCACUUAUUUAAACCAGAAGAACCAAUUCUGCAUGAUCGACCACCCGCUUAGUUUAUACUUUGGGGUUUGUGUUGUUUACGUUAACCCCUUGUUGUCUCCCGCCGGGAUGAGGUUGCAGGAAAAAGGGGGAUUCUGUGAUCCCCACAAAGGGACCCCUCCAAACUGCCAUGUACUGUACACUUAGGGUAACAGCCAUGCAGUGUGGGCUUGAACGUGACUUUGUGAACUGCAGAAAUGGUGUGUCAUAUAGCCUGAUCUUGUUAUUAAAAAGGUUGCAAGAAUGCUGAAAGAUGAAUAAAAUUACUAUUUUAAGAAAUACUCUAAA